This is a messenger RNA of Schistosoma intercalatum, 2107 nucleotides long. The record is from the annotation of a GenBank genome assembly. NCBI's taxonomy places the organism in Eukaryota, Metazoa, Platyhelminthes, Trematoda, Strigeidida, Schistosomatidae.
ACCAACACAAACCUUAGGGGUAACACCCAGAAAUUUUUGGGCAGAACGACUGUGAGCACACCUCCUUAAGAGUAGUCAAAUGAAUUCUGGAAUUCCAAUACGUGUUGGUGCUGGUCCCAGCACCGAUCGAUGCAAGAUGAGCUAGUCCAAGCGACUCUCUAGAGGUCCUUUAGGAGGGACGGCAUCUCGCUGUUGAAUAUAACUAAAAAGAAUGUUAAGAAAUAUCAUGGAAUUUUGAUAUACCAUUGGACUAAAAAACAUUUUUUCUUUGUUUACAUUUGUGAUGGAAACCGAGAACACAAAUAUCAUAGAAGGUAUAAUGCAAAAGAAUGUCAAUAUUUUACAAACACCUAAUGAACAAUUAAUAAAAAAUGAAACAAUGAUAAAUGAAUCUAUUUUAAAUUGUUUAAAUAAGGAUAAUUCUAUAUUUCAAAUGUUAUGUAAAUGUAUUGCAUUUAGUAGAAUGAUUUAUGAAAUAGAUGAUUGGCAUCAUGCUCAAUAUCAAUGUUGUUUUGGUUAUUUUUAUAUUAAUUGGAAAGGUGAAAAAUAUGCUUUACAAGCUGAAAGCCAUGCAGAAAACUCCAUGAAAUUAUUAUCAUUAUAUUUAAAUUCUACUAGUCAGCAAAUGAAUCAACAGAAUUCUGAUGAUCAUGCUAAUUUACUUAUUCUUUGUAUAGUUUUACUGAAUUAUUAUACAUUAGCAAAAUCAAAAAUAAUUUUAAAAAAGACAAAAGAUGCGUUCAGUUCAAUUAGACAAGCUGAAAAGGCAUUAAAUAAAGUUGAACAGCUGAUUGAUUCAAUUGAAAAAUCUAAAAAUAGUUUAGAAAAUAUUGAUAAUUAUGAAGAUAAUUCCAAACAAUUUGAUAGAUAUUUAGAAAAAUAUUAUCAACAAUGGAAUCAUUGUACUUUAAUGAGAUUAGAUAAAAAUUUUUAUCCAAAUUUGCAAAAUUUAAAAGUUUGCAUUUAUUGUUUGUAUGGAAAAAUUGCAUUUGAAUGUGAGAAAUAUGUUGUAUCUUUUGAUCAAUAUAUGCAAGCAUUGAAAUUCAUAGAGAAGACAUAUGGUCCAGAGAGUAAAGAAACGAUAUCAGUUUAUCACGCACUUGCUCAUAUUGAAUAUCAAAGUAGUGAGGAUGAUAUGGAAAAAUCUAUAGACUAUUUUAAAAAAGCCUAUGAAAUUUCUAACAAAAUUUACUACAAAGAAGAAAGUUUCAGUUCCAUGGUUGACCUUAUUCGUUCAGUUUAUCUACUGUGUACAGUUUACAUGAAACUCAAUUUAAAUUUGGAUGAUACUGAACAUCUCCUUGGUGAAAUGUUACAAAUGUUAAAUACUUAUAAUGAAAAAAACAAUCAAAACUCCAUUGAAUAUCAUGUUGAUAAUAAUUCAAAUGAAUCUGUCGAUCUAAUGAGAAUAAAAACUAGUUCACUAGAUAACGAUAAUCAUCAUAUCAAAUGUCUAACAGAUCAAUGUUUGAAUUCGAUUUAUGAAUACUCUGAUGAAUAUUUUGUAAAUUUAAUUUGUUCAUUACGUUCACUACUAAUAAAAAUUUAUAUAGAAUCAAAUCGUUUCCAAGAAGCCUUAAAAUUAUUAGAAGAAAAUUUAAAUAUUCAAGAAGACACAUUUGGAAUGUACAGUACACAAGUAAUAAAGACAUAUAAACUAAUCUUGUCAAUAAACAUGGUUCAAGAAAAUUUCGCUGAAGCAUUUAAUCAAGCUGAAAUGUGCCUUGACCUUGAACAAUUCACAUUCGGUGCUAAUUCGAAACAAGCAAAGAGAACUAAAGAUAUUUUGAAUGCAUUAUCAAGUUACAAGAAAACUGGAAAUAAAAUCAAUUAAAUCGAAUCAAACUGAUAUAUCUGCAAAUGAGUAAUUAUUUCUCAAUAGUAAACUUAUCUCUGAAGAAGUGGCCUACACUAAGUCACGAAACAUCAGAAAAUCUAAUUUUUCUACUCAUUGGGAUAUUACAAAUAGAUUAAUAUAUUUAUAACUAUCUAUCUGCUUAAUUUAUUCGAAAUUAUCAAGUCAAACCUUGGUAAUGAUACCUGUCUGUAUAUCUGUUUCUUAUCCUAUAUAUAUAUAAAAUAGUUAAAAGAAUUCAUUAAAUUCUAU